Fusarium verticillioides 7600 is the source of this 3588-nucleotide messenger RNA. RefSeq lists its product as hypothetical. The transcript has 2 exons. The coding region runs from base 559 to 1698 and encodes 379 amino acids. Lineage: Eukaryota; Fungi; Ascomycota; Sordariomycetes; Hypocreales; Nectriaceae. The record is from RefSeq and is a predicted model, not a curated record.
CCGCCCCACUCUGGCUGCCUUGACGGUAUCGGACUAACCGUUUUGCCGAAGCCGAACUUCUGCCUCUAGCCUCCUGUUCGCGGUUCACAAUUCACGCUUAUCACCAUCAUUCAAUCUCUCUCAACCUUCGCCAUAAUUAUCGCCGCUCCUGAAACCUUCGCUUUCUUUCCAUCUUAGUCCUCACGCACUUCGCCCAUCAGCCUUUCGCUCAUUUCGACCCGACCGAACCCUUUCUCAACAAUGCUCACCGAGAGAAGCCCGUGAAUCGCGCUACAGCCGUUGCAAAAUUCCGGAUUAUACCCACCCAGCAAGCGUGUUCUGCCUCGCUUCGUGGAAUAACCGGGGCUUGUAGAAGGGACCUGCUCAAAUCUCGCAGUUCAUCUGGAGUUUGGGGCGACCUAGCAGUUUCAUCUGGAGGUCACAGGUAGCCUGGCAGCGAAGCCGGCUUCUCUUUGGUGUGCGUUGUCGAGUUUGGGGGCUGCAGGUAAGUCCCGAGAUUUGUUGUACUGACCAUUUAGUAUCCCGGCAGUCAGCGGUAUGUGAUUCACUGCACGAACUAUGGCGACUCCAUCAUGCGUCGAUAUUGAACAGACACCCGCCGUCGUUGAGUGGGAAUGGGAGGGCGCGACGCGUUCCUUGGCCACUCCAGAUCCAGACAAUGUCCCGAUACGAUUCACGAUACAUAUCGAUUCGACCCACGGCAAGCAUCGCGCUCAUUUCGAGAUAGUUGUUCCUGUCAAAUUUAAAGACAAGCCGAGUAGUGCGGCAGUUUUCUUACGAAUUAGCCCUUUAUUCAUCACUUGUUUCCGCUUCUCUACAAACAUUGACGCUUUGGACUCUUUGAAAAAGCAGCGGUUUAGCUGCGCUGCAUGUCUUGAGUUCGAACUGAGCAACUCUAUCGCCGUACUCGUCCCCAGCUACCUCAAAGAGCCAAUAUCAGCCGCCCGACCACGCUCUGGCAAGGUUCUAGACUCUCUCUACGAGCUAUCCCAUGUCACUUCUCUACGAAUAUAUAUCCAGGAUUCUCUGUUAUCCCUCGACCAACUCAAUUCCAUCAGCGACAGAGCAACAAAGGGUCAGCUCGAGCCCUUUUCUGGCCCCGAGUAUGACAUUUCGCGCAUGUUCAGUGGCAGCGGCGCAAAGGCUACAACACUCGUACCACCCAAACCUCCAUCAUAUGAGAAAGCGACUAGCUCGCACCCGCCGAGCGCUCCCUCAUAUCAACGUAAACGACCUCGACAGGACAGUCCCCAAGCGCCCGAUAGCAUCAGCCAAGUCUGGGACAGGCUACAGAAGCUAGAGUCCUUAUUUCACAGCAAGGUUGGAGAGCUAACAGCUGAGAAUGCUAAGCUCCGGGACCAGAAGCCAAAGCCCGACGAGCCGCAAGCUGAGACUACCCAGCCUACAGAUCAGUCACAGGUGGUUAUAGAGCUGAGAGCUGAGAACACUCAGCUUCGUGAAGAGGUUGAGCGUUUGAAGAAGAGGCAGGAGGAUCUUGAGGCAGAGGUUGCAUCGCUACAAACCGCACAAAGAAAUGAGAAAGAUACAGAGGAGGUUGCAAUAAUAGAAAUUCGAGACGACAUUGAGUCACUGGAGCGUAGACUGUCUUGGGUUGAGAAUGGAAAAGAUGAAUACUUCAUGAAGCAAAUAAAGCAAGAAAUCUUUGACGAGUUAGCAACGCGUAUCUUGGGCGGCUAGGGCUUGCAUCAAGGUACAAAAUCAAUCCAAAAGAUCAAGACACUUUGCUGAUACUCAUCAGAAGUGAACAAUGACUGAGAUGCCAGUAAAUGACGUUACGAUCGCUGCUUUUUCAACAUCAAACAAACUUGACAAGACGAACAACCUUGAUCUUCCCUGCGAGCAUUUGUGUGUAUCAUACAGCGUGACCAAUCAUGCUCCAUCGCAAGCGCAAAUGACACAACCCAAAGACACAAGAGCAAAGAGAAACCAGACGUUCAGGAGUAUAAGCCGCAUACCAUCAGGUUCAAAAAAGUCAUAGCUCGUUUAUUGCCAUACGUCCUCCUCUAGUUAUGUUGCCAACCCGGAUACCAAAAGAAUUAUCUAUCUCAAAAAGUGACUGUUCUAGUCAAGCGCCUGAUUAAUGAAGCUCAGCUCCACCAGAGAGGAGAACGUUGACGAGCUCUUCGUCCUGAGCCCUCACUGCUACCUCGAGGGCCGUCAUGUUGGCCGAGUCCCGAGCAUUGAUAUUUGCUCCGUGAUUCACGAGGAGUUCGAGAGCACUUGCACGUCGGAAGCGUACAGCGAUGUGGAGGGGAGUUGUGCCGGAGCAGUCGCGCGAGUUCACGUCUGCGCCAGCCUUGAUUAGCGAGAGGAGAAUCCCCGUCGUUCCAUUGCGGGCAGCGAUGUGGAGUAGCCUAGAUGGUCUACUGUUGAGAUCGCUGGAGUCAGAGGUGAGUGAACUUGAAGACGCAGGCGGCGCUCGCGGCUCUGGGUUAGAUAUCCCUGGGGCUGGGACUGAGACUGAGACUGAGAGCUGACGAGGGCUAAGCGUGUCCACUAGUGAACCACUAAAACCAGGCCAGUCCUCAUCGAGAGAAGAGGGCCAGGGCAGGGCGGUAGGGUCAUCCAGGGGGCCGUCUAGUGCCCAGACGCCAAGGUCUUCCGACGCUUCGGCCCGUAGACAGGCGGAGUCAGAACCAGAGCCUGAGCCUGAACCUGAACCUGGACCUGGACCUGGACCUGGACCUGCACCAGGGUGUUGUGGCCGAUGCAAUAGCUGCGCCAAGUCCUGCGAAGUUGCUUCUGCAGUUGGCGUUGGCUGUACUGCGGCGUCCGCAGUAGCGUCGCUAUGCUGCUCACGCUGCCGUUGGCGUGCUCCUAAGGCUUGUGAGCACAAGGUAGUUGCAGUGAGGUCGUAGUAACAUACUCGAUGCCCUCUUGGCGAUUCUGUUGCGUUCGCGGAGACGCUGCGUUUCCUGCUGCUUAGGCGAUGGGAAGAGGACGCAGGCUUCAAGCUCUUCCAUUUCAAUCGAGAGAGCCAAAAGAUGGACGUUCACCCUGCUAGCGGCAUAGAGCUUGGCUUUGGUGCACGCACGCACAAGUACAGUAGAAAUUCAGCUUCCACGACCGCCAGACUAAAGCUAGAAAGCGCCGAGCCUCAAGAGUGGCGGUCCAUACUAAUAAACGACGGUGAUGGCGUAUAAUACGGCUUCACGGCACAAUCCUUGGCGCUCAGGAACGGGCAAAACACGACUCUGAACGUGCCGGCGGAGGAGGUUUGCGCAUUUUGGACCCCAAACAGUCCAGGCGACAACAUAAGAGAGCAAGGUUCUUGGCGGAAGUUAGCUACGGGUAUGUUUGUUAGGUAUCAUAACCGCGUUUGUCGGCCGUGCCGUAGACAUACACAGACUAGACGGAUUCCUUCUAUAUCCCAAAACAACAGGAGGCCGAGACGCCUUAUAUCAGAAGCUCCACUGAUAAGAGAGGAGGCAUGGGAAUUAACAGGGCAUAACUUGACAUCUGCGAUCCUACGCUAAACUACAUCGAAUCUAGCUGGUCGAUCUUAUGGAGUUCUCAGUGAAUAUAAUUCUCCGUAGCACGACAGGUCCCGACUUGGCUUCACCGUAC